CGGAACAUCUCCGUCUUCCAUAAAGGCGCUGGUGCAGGUGCUCUGUCUCUUCGGGGGAGGAUGCCAUAGGAAGGACGGGCAGGGGAAAAAAUGAAGGAAAAAGCUGAGAGAGGAGAGCACAGGAUAUGAUAAGCAGGGUAUCAGACUGGAAACGGAGGAAACUGAAUAUGAAAGAUUUAUUGAAAGGGGCACUUUGAGCUAUUAUUCCUGGUCGGCAAUAGUACUAUGAUUUGGUAUGUGGCCACUUUGAUAGCAAGUGUUUUCAGCACCCGAGGAACGGCAGCUCAAGGUGCCUACGGAGUGAGAGAGGAGCCCCAGUUUGUGACGGCCCGUGCAGGAGAGAGCGUUGUUUUGGGAUGUGACGUGAGCCACCCCCUAAACGGCCAGCAGACUCCCUAUGUGGUGGAGUGGUUCAAAUUCGGUGUGCCUAUUCCCUUCUUCAUCAACUUCCGUUUCUAUCCUCCUCAUGUGGACCCUGAAUACGCCGGUAGAACCAGUCUGCAUGGCAAAGCAUCUCUGCAGAUUGACCAGGUGCGCUCAGAAGACCAGGGCUGGUAUGAAUGCAGGGUCCUCAUGCUGGAACAACAAUAUGACACCUUCCACAACGGCAGCUGGGUUCACCUCACAGUCAAUGCGCCCCCUACGUUCACGGACACGCCACCGCAGUACGUGGAGGCGAGGGAGGGUGGCAGCAUUACUCUGACCUGCACUGCCUCUGGAAACCCUAAGCCGGUGGUCACCUGGCUGAGAGAGGGGGAUCAGCUGACCAGCAACAGAAAAUACACGGUGAGUGAUGGCAGUCUGACAGUGCAGGCCAUCACGCGGGAGGACCGGGGGGCCUACAGCUGCCGUGCCCACAGUGACCAGGGGGAGGCGCUACACACAACCCGCCUGCUGGUGCAAGGUCCUCCAUACAUUGUGUCACCACCUGAGAACAUCACUGUUAACAUAUCCCAGAAUGCCCAAUUUACGUGCCAAGCAGAGGCGUAUCCUGGCAACCUGACCUACACUUGGUUCUGGGAGGAAGACAACGUCUACUUCAAGAAUGAUCUGAAGCUCCGUGUGCGCAUCUUUAUUGAUGGGACCCUCAUUAUCUACAGAGUGAAGCCAGAGGAUGCUGGGAAAUAUACCUGCAGCCCUAGUAACAGCCUGGGCAUAUCCCCCUCUGCUUCAGCUUACCUGACCGUGCAAUACCCUGCCCGUGUUGUGAACAUGCCACCUGUCAUUUACGUCCCAAGAAAGUUGCCGGGAAUCAUUCGCUGCCCAGUGGAUGCCAACCCUCCAGUUACAUCAGUCCGAUGGGAGAAAGAUGGCUACCCACUCAGAAUCGAAAAGUAUCCUGGAUGGAGCCAAAUGGCAGAUGGAAGCAUUCGGGUGGCAGAGGUCACUGAAGACUCCCUUGGCACCUACACCUGUGUGCCUUACAAUGUCCUAGGUACCAUGGGACAGUCCCCUCCGGCCACUCUGGUGCUAAAGGACCCCCCUUACUUCAAUGUGAGGCCCGGGGGGGAGUACCGUCAGGAGGCGGGGAGAGAGCUGGUCAUCCCCUGUGCUGCUUCUGGAGACCCUGAGAUUCCAACCAUCGUAUGGAGAAAGGUCGGGAAGCCCAGCAGAAGCAAACAUAACAUCUUACCAAGUGGUAGCUUGCAAUUCAUGUCUCUGAGCAAAGAGGAUCAUGGAGAGUGGGAAUGUGUUGCCACCAACGUAGUAACAAGCAUCACUGCCAGCACACGCCUUUUUGUAAUAGGCACUAGUCCACAUGCGCCAACUAAUGUCCACGUGUCAGCAUCCACAAGCUCCGCUAACGUUUCCUGGGAACCUGGAUAUGACGGAGGCUUUGAACAGACGUUCUCGGUCUGGUAUGGCCCGGUGAAGGUGAAGAAUGAUUUAGGGCCACAUGAUUGGUUGUCCAUACCUGUGCCCGGCUCUCAGACGUGGUUGAUGGUCCAGGGGUUGGAGCCAAAGACUGCCUAUCAAUUCAGUGUGCUGGCCCAGAACAAGCUGGGCACCGGCCCCUUCAGUGAGGUAGUCACUGUGACUACAGGAGGGUAUCCCAUAAGUACCCCUGAACCACUGGUGCUUCUAACUCCACCACGGUGCCUCACAGCCAACCGGACACAGCAGGGUGUAUUGUUGACAUGGCUUCCUCCGGCCAAUCACUCUUCACCAAUCGACCGUUACAUCAUUGAGUUUCGUCUGGGAGAAAGGUGGGAGGUUCUGGAUGACUUGAUUCCUGCCACUGAGACUGAGAUCAUAGCAAGAGACCUCAUUCAGGACUCUUGGUAUGAAUUCCGAGCGCUAGCUGUAAUGGAUGAUCUUGUCAGUGAGAGCAGUAAUGUGGUGGGAGUGUCAAGUACAGACCCCUUCCCUCCCACAGAGAUCUCAGACGAGGGGCUGGCCAAACCAGUGGUGGCCGGCAUCGUGGCCACCAUUUGUUUCUUGGCGGCUGCCAUCCUCUUCAGCACGCUCGCUGCGUGUUUCGUCAACAAGCAGCAUCGUCGCAAGCUCAAACGCAAGCGAGACCCUCCACUAUCGAUUACGCACACAAGGAAAAGCAUUGAAUCUCCGCCUCCUCUUACCCCCUUGCCUGGCAUUGAGCCCUACUGGGAAGAGCCAGACAGGAGCAGCUACAGGCCCCCAUCUACCAGCCCUCAGCUGUCCUCUGGGAAGAUCAGUCCUGAGAGCAUUGCUUCCUCCCGGCCCCCAUCUCUGGCCAGCGUGGGUGGCCACAGUCUAUAUGUUAAGAAGUUGCCAAGCCCCAGGAAAGAGAAAGAGCUUUCCCUCUAUAAGAAAACCAAGAGAGCAAUAACCAGUAAGAAGUACAGCGUGUCCAAGCAUGAGGCUGAGGUCACCACGCCCAUCGAGCUGAUCAGCCGUGGACCUGAUGGCCGAUUCGUCAUGGACCCCAGUGACAUCGACACGUCCCUCAAGCCCAGACGCAUUGAGGGUUUUCCCUUUGUGGAGGAAUCAGACUUGUAUCCUGAGUUCCGCCAAUCAGAUGAGGAGAACGAUGACCCAGGGCCCCUACCCCCAGUCAUGGCCACCCUCAGGCCCCAGAUAUCCCCUGUGUCCUCCAGCCAGGAGUCCUACAUGCAGCCCCCAGCCUACAGCCCCCGGUUCCAGAGACCCAUGGAAGGUAUGAGCAUCUCGGAGGGUAGUCGGCUUCAGGCCACAGGGCAGAGCCGGGUCUCCCAUUUUCACAGGGUCUUCCCUCCAGGCCCCUUCUAUGGCUAUCUAGGUAGUGGUGCUGAGGUGGAGCUUCACCCUCCGUUUUACAUGCCUGAUGUUAGUCCACGUAGCUCUGCCAUGUCCUCCUCACCUUCAUACCCCCCCGAGGGGCUGUUUCGCCAUCCCACCAUCCCAGAGGAGAGGGAGGAGCUGAGGAUCCAUCAGUACGGCGCAUCCGGCCACGCCCUGCCACUGGUGCAUAGCCCUCCCUCCUCUCGCUCGACCGAGAUCUGGCAGCCUCCUGACUUCCCCUUUCUGGGUCAGGAGGGUCCCCGUCUCGCUCUUCCACCACGCCAUUCCUCAUAUCUCCACCGGGACCUCCCCGAGCCCCCGCCAUACCCCUCCCAUAGUCGCACUCUUAGCACCACCUCUCAGCUCCCUUCAAGCUCUGCUUUCCUCCAGCUGGAGGCCCCUAGAGCCCAACUGAGCAGAUCUCCCGGCAGGUUUCCGCCUCAGGGCCCUUCAGCCAAGCAUAUAACUAUGCAACAGGCCCAGACUCUGGGGCAGUUGAGACACACUGCCCACGGUACGGGCGUACCAGUGUUGCCUUACUUAGGCGCCACGGCUCGCAUGGGGAGCCCAAGCACACUGCACAGUGAGAGCUCGGACGGCUGGAGGUCCGAGGCCCAGCCUUGGCUGAGCCCCAGGGCGGCACGAAGGAUGGAUCUCGGCCUACAGCAGGUGGUCCUGCAGCCGUCACGACUCUCCCCACUGACCCAGACCCCUCCCAGCUCACAUGCCGGCUCUCCAGACAUUCUCGUCCGCCCUCCUCCCCGCCCCAGCAUCCUGCGGUCUUCCCGCUCUCAAGAGAUGCCCGAGAGUGCCCGUCACCCUGCCAGUGUCUCCUUUUCCCGAAGGUCUCUCUCCUCUUCCCCUGCCACUUCACCUACCCAAGGCCAGAGUGGCCAGCGGCCCAGCCUCAGCUACCGUGCCCACAUGGCCUUUGCCACAGCCGCGGCCAGCUACCCCUCCCAGUCCCCUUCACCCCCCACGGAGAGCAGUGAUGCUUUCGGCCAGAUGCCAUCUCAGAGAAGGACAGAUGAGGAGAUGCUCCCCUCAGAACCCUCUCCAGGGGAGCAUCUAGGUGCAGUGAGAGUCCCUGCAGGGUCUGAGAGCUUUGAAGCACUGAUAUAUUAUUGUAUUAAUAAAGCCAAGAAAUCAUCAGCCAACAAGAACAACAACUCCAGAUUCAAGAAAAGGACAGAUGUGUCCACCUCUCAGACCCAGCAGCCGCAUGCAUCUCAGGCCUCUGAGCAAAGAGAACAUCUCAGCUCUCCCUCAAAGAAAAAGUGGAAAAGUACACUUAGAAAGUCCCCCUGUCUCCGUCUGUCCUCUCUGCUACGCUGGCUUCACCCCAGAGAAGACAGAAAAUCCCUGCUGGCCAGUAUGGACCCUGCCCCCUCAAACUAUGGUUCUCUGCUCUGAGAGCCCCCCCAAACUCACUAAAACUUAUCCUGUGGGGCGGAUCGUCUUCUUGUCCAUUAGCAAAAACGUAUGAUGGACAAACUCUCAGUACUGUUUUGUAAUCAGUCUAAACUAGAUACAAUUUAUUAUGUUCUUCGGUUGGCACAAUAUACUACACAUAUCUGUAUUUUCUGUAAAUUUACACAAAGGAAAAACGUACAGGGGUGCUCUUUUAGAAGAAACAGAAAACUGGAACAGGACAAAAGCUUUUCAUUUGAUAAUAAAAAAAGAAAAUAAUAGCAUUCCAUUACAUGCUAGGAAAAAUCUUGCUGACCACUUCGAUUUUUGUCAUAACGUUGUCAGAACUGUGUAUAUUGUGAAGGAUAGAGAGUUAAAUGCUCUGUACAAAUAUGUCUCUGAAGACGUGAUAGUUAUUACAGGGUUUCUUUUCUUCCUUCUACAAAAUAUACCUCAAAAAAGAGAAGAAAAGGAAUAAAUAAUCUGGAACAUAUUUCAGCACUUCUACCAUAUUUUGUGCAAGCUAGCAUAUUUCAUUUUGGAUGACAUAUGUUGUCUGUUUGUGGCAAAGCUUGACAGAACAUGAGCGAUUAAUGUAAGCCCAGAAAUUACAAUUAAUUUGUUUAUAACAUAUUAAACAUGAAAUAUAAAGCACAGAAUAUCGUUGAAAUUGUAAGCUUGAAAAGAAUGGCUGCAGUACUAGACUGGUCCUGCGACAAUGUUUGAACAGCUAAAAAAAAAAACAUGCUUUCUUAUUUAUUUUUAAAAUAAUUUACAUUAUUUUUGACAAAAAAUAUUGGACAGCUUUAAGGCACUUUUUAUCUGUUGGAGGUAGAUUAAUAAUAGCCCCAUGCUGAAAAAUGAUUCAGGUUCACAUUAAAUUUUAGAAAUAUGCUUUUUGACAUGUUCAGUGGAAAUGUGAUAUUUAAACUGAAGUAGAAUUGCUUGGUCCUUGUCUUGCACAAAUGUAGUUAGAAGUGGUGAAAUGCAUCUUUCCGUCACUUCCUUAAAGUAAAUAAUUUGUUAUAUGUUGCUUUGGAAAUACAGUACACAAAUGAAGUACAGUAGAUAUUGUGCAGACUAAUGAAGACAUCAAUAUAAAAUAGAAAAGUGAAAUAGUCCUUAUUCUAAUCAGUGGGGAAAAAAAAGAUCUUCUCGGUUACUUUCUACCUACAAAAGUGAACCUCCAAAAGUAGCUUGACACUUUUUUGAAAACAACUUCAGUAAAUCGUAUUGUAAUCUUUACUAUUUGUCAUCCAUCACAGCUCAUCUGAUGACAUAGCAAAGUUUGAGUUAUUUGAAUUAAUGAUGAGUUUAGGAUGUUUAUUGUCUCUAGAAUUCACUAACAGCUGCUGAUUUGCUACCUACAGUGAAAGCUAAUCGUUUAGUUUAACCGAUGGUGAAUGUAUGAUUUGCUCUUAGAAGAUCAGAUUUAUCUGAAUAUUUUCAUUGUGAUGUUUCUCUCUUUUAGCUCGUUUACGCACCAAUGCGAUCAACUCCAAAAUGAAUCUGCGAAUGGAGUUUAAUAAUGAGGUACGACGUAAGGAAAUUGAAUGAAAUCUCAUGCAGUACUUGAAUAAGGCUGAAAAUACAAGCAGAAAAUACUGGGAUGAAUUUCUGUGUAUAGAGAUUCGUAGUAGCCUUUUUGAGUUUAGAAGAUUUGACUUGAGUGCCCAAAGGGCUGUUUACUUUGUCUUUUAUUUCUCUUUCUUUAAUACAACUAUUUUACUCAACAUGAAAACUAAUGCUCAAACAUCUCACUGCAGUGAUUUGAGCUAUUCAGUAUUAGGUCAGCAGAUUCUGUUGCUUAUUUCUAUGUAUGUCUUCGUCAUUAGUAGCGUUUUCCACCCCACGUGGUGCAAUUUCGUAAGGCUGCUUUAUAAUCGUGUAGUCUCUGAGAGGAGAGGGCAGUGUUCAUUUUUAGAUAUUCUUGAUUACCUGCCCUUUAGCUGUCGCGAGAAAAGUGUUAAAGUUAGACUUGACUCUGUUUUUGCUACGUGUUUUGUCGAGAACUCAUUGCUAAUAAGUCCUACAACAACCACAUAAUGUUUACAUGAUCUAGAAAUAUAACGUGCAAGGAUGUAGGCACAUUGUACACAUUAUGACUUGGUGCUAUGUCUUUUUGAACUCGUGGUGCUGUGGUUCAGAGGUUAACACACAAACUCACGCACAGUCCUCUGUCUUAAAACUAACUAAACUAGCUCCGUCUUGAUUUCCGUUGUCGAGUUCUUCUGGUGAGUAGGACCGCAAGCAAUAAAACCUCUCUCACAGGGCAGGUCCUGUGCGCUCACUAUCUUUCAGUAUGAAAUCCGUCGAAGGUGUUAAAUACAGACCGGCUUUGACAUUCAGUACGUGCUUACGUUAUCGCGUGAACGUUCGCUGUCACCAUGAAUAAAAACCCGCGUAUUUAGAAAGAUUUAUAAAGACGAAUUUGCCAGUCUCGAGGAGGCAGCAUAUCAAAUGUAUAAUCCAUGAAAUGUACCCACGGUAUGAUAGUAAAUUUUUCAUUUAGCAUGGAAAGAACCUGGUACCUGGAGGUCUGACGCGUCAAGCGGCGACAUUUCUGUUUUAUAGUGUUUUUCAUGGACACGGUGGAGCGAUGCAUCCUCGCAUAAAGCUGCCACGCUGAUUUAAGAUGCAGGUUCAGUGUCGCUGUAUAUCUGGAUGGUGAUUGACGGCAUUUUAUUCAGCUCCUCUGUGGUCUUUGUAGGGAGAACCCGACUGAAACGUUUCUCUUGUUGAAUAUAUAUGAUACUGUACAGGUAGACACGCCCCCAAGAGGGCUCAUUUGCAGGAAGUGUCAUAUCAACUCUUUGAUUGCCUGUAUUCAGUUUUGUGCUUACUUCUUAUGGUGCUUCGUGAAACUUUAUUUUUCUUUAUUUCGUUGAUUGAACAGAACUAACCUUACAUAAUCAAGAUAUUUCACUCGUUCGGACCUGUUUGUCUUGUUUCAGAUAAUGUACAUCUUUUUGUUCUUGAUUCUUUUGCUGUUCAUAUUAACCAGCACUGAAAACUUAGAAUGUAAUACUGCAUUAUGCACUAAUUUAUGACUGUUUUAACAUUAAACCUCAUACUUAGAGCUUAUUGGAAGCAUAUUUCAAAUUGCAUUUUUUUUGUGUGUGCUUUUUAACUGCUUUCGAAUUUGUGUUGUACUUUGUUUGGAGAUUAUAUUAUCUGAAGAUGUGUUCUGGGCAAACAUGUUUUUCAUCUUGAUCACCCUACAUGCAAUGUAUAAGAGACUGUUCUUAUGUUAAGAAACAAUUAUAAAAUAACUUUUUUUUUCUUUUCUUUAAGAUUUAUUUGAUUGAAUGACUGCGUCAGAGGCUUCUUUUGUUAAGUAAUCUCAUUUAUUUCAGGUAUUAUUCUUAAACAGUAUGGUGCUGUACCAAAGCCUUAUGUACAAUAUUAUUAUGAUGUAUUGUUUGAUUCUUCUGCCACUGCUAAUGAAUUCUCCAACAAAUUGCUAGACGACUCUGAUUAUGAAACAAGGUGCAGUGUGCCUCUAUCUUCUAGUCCUUGAUUAGUAGGCCUACUUCAGUCUUUUUCAUGGGCAUUCGGUGUCUCUGCAUACUCAGAUGUUAAGAUAUGGUGCCUGGUGUGUCUUCAUGCUGCUAGGAUUAAAUGUUAAAGAUGUUUCGUAUCUGUACUACCAACUUCUGAAGUAUGACAUUGACCUCCACAGUAACUCAGCUGGACACUUUGAUUCAGCAUCUUGAUAUUAAAAGGGAACAACCCUGCAGUAAGCAAUGGCAUUUUUAGAGAAUAAAGGAAAUCCCAUUGUUAAUUUAUAUUUAUUUUAUUGUUUUGCUCAUUUUUUUUUUUUUUUUUACAUUUAUAAGUCUUGCUCUAGAAUAAGAACCCAAUCAAAAAGAAUAUGCUAUCCUGACAAAUGAAUUGUCCUUGAGAGUUACGUCAAUAUCAGACCUGGGAAUGAAACGUAUGGAGUGUUAAAUAUGUGUGUGCGAGUGUGUGCGUGUGCUGUCUUUAACAGCCCAACUGAAGUUCUGUAUAGUGGAGCCGUUCAAUUUGCAUUGUUUACAUCACCAGAUGCCCAGAUAUGCACAUUUUGGCAAGCUCUAUUAGGUUGACAUUUUCCAACGCUUUGGUCCAUGUAAUAACCCCGUAAAACUUUUUGUAUUUUGAUAUAAUAAAAAAAAUAUAAGAGUGUG
This is a messenger RNA of Ctenopharyngodon idella (grass carp), 8819 nucleotides long. It is a transcript of the gene igsf9ba, whose product is annotated as immunoglobulin superfamily, member 9Ba. The transcript has 21 exons. Gene Ontology annotation, biological process: cell-cell adhesion. The record is from RefSeq and is a predicted model, not a curated record. Gene Ontology annotation, molecular function: protein binding. The coding region runs from base 226 to 4653 and encodes 1475 amino acids. NCBI's taxonomy places the organism in Eukaryota, Metazoa, Chordata, Actinopteri, Cypriniformes, Xenocyprididae.